Messenger RNA from Acipenser ruthenus (sterlet), 673 nucleotides. Its product is annotated as synaptotagmin-like protein 1. Gene Ontology annotation, cellular component: exocytic vesicle; plasma membrane. The record is from RefSeq and is a predicted model, not a curated record. Gene Ontology annotation, biological process: intracellular protein transport; exocytosis. NCBI's taxonomy places the organism in Eukaryota, Metazoa, Chordata, Actinopteri, Acipenseriformes, Acipenseridae. Gene Ontology annotation, molecular function: neurexin family protein binding; small GTPase binding. The transcript is spliced from 6 exons. The coding region runs from base 161 to 673 and encodes 170 amino acids.
CCUCUCUGCCUGCUAAACUACCCCACGGACUCACUAAUGCCAGAUGGUGAAAUAAGUAACACAAUACUUUAGAGAAAACUUCAUGAGCUGUCAGAGGCGCAGAUGUUUUUCUGCAGCAUGAGAGCUGAGUCCCCUCUAUUAUAGGAAUUCAUCAGCCACAAUGUUGGACCUCAGUUAUCUAAGUGAGGAGGAGCACGGUUAUAUAAUGGGUGUUCUGAUCAGAAAUGUAUCACUGAAGGAGAAGGAUACCAACAGAAUAAGAUGUUUGUUCAGACAGCUGCCUGCUGAUUUUGGUGAUGAAAGGACACAGAGACUGGUGACAGGGAGCUGGUUUGAAGAAGCCAAGGCCAUGCGUUAUCGUGAUGGGCUGAACGGGGCGGAGCUGGUGCUGGCGUCCCUGCAGAGAACCAGCAGGGCUUUUGAGUUGAAUGAAAGCAGCAGCUCUGUCAGAAGCACUGAUUCUUCACAGGAUCUUGACAGCUGGUCCACCGGAUCAGCAGACCGGCAACCCCAGAGUAUUGCUGAAGAGAAGGAGAAUUCAAGGAAUGCUGAGAUUCCUGUUCUGAGACCCCCACGUGUACCUCCUCCCCCGCCCCCUCCUCCUCCCUCAUUGGACCCUGACUCAGUAUGUACCUCCUCCUCCGCCUCCUCCUCCUCCCUCAUUGGACCCUGA